Molecule: messenger RNA, 2572 nt
Organism: Daldinia caldariorum
Lineage: Eukaryota; Fungi; Ascomycota; Sordariomycetes; Xylariales; Hypoxylaceae
Product: cytochrome P450
Exons: 4
Coding region: 383-1942 (519 amino acids)
Molecular function (GO): iron ion binding; oxidoreductase activity, acting on paired donors, with incorporation or reduction of molecular oxygen; monooxygenase activity
Source: RefSeq, a predicted model, not a curated record
GUCUUGUUUCCGCCAGUCUGGUCUCCAGGCCGCAGAUAUUUUCUGGCUUGCCGGCUUGCGGCAUACUUCGCGGCCCGUCUAAUUAAAUCCCGGAUAGAUGUCACUGAUCUGACUUACGUUGUGGGCCAAGCCCGAUGAAGUGCAUUGUGCGAACCAAUUAUCACAGCUCUGAAGCAAUAUGCUGUCAUCGCGAUAUGAUUCUGGAGAAGAAGUAAUUUGCCACAAAGUGAGGCGUUUACCUAGCAUGUGAUAAGAGGAUGGAGGAGAGGAGAGGGGGCGAUUCCGUAUGCGUUGAAUUAUAUAAGGGACAAAUGUGCUCUCGUAACGAACUGUUUCUCUUAGAUGACUUAGUUAUACAGAUUGGAACAGACAACGAAUCACAAUGGAGAUCAAGACUGCCCACUCUAUACUAAAUACACUUGCUUCGCUGCCCUUGCCUUUGGCGAUUUCUUCGCUGCUUGUCAUCGGUAUUGUAUCCCGCCUUCUAUACAAUAGAUUUAGGAAAGACUUGCGCGACAUCCCAGGACCGACGGCCGCCGCGUAUACAGGCUUGUGGCGAUUGCUUGAUGUGCGGGGAGGCCAAGCUCACAAGACUCAUAUUAAGCUACAUCGAAAGUACGGCUCGCUAGUUCGUAUUGGUCCAAACCAUGUGUCUGUCUCCGACCCGCGUGAGAUUAACCAUAUCUAUGGGCCGAAGUCUCAGUAUACUAAGACUGGCUUUUACCACCCAAUUCAAUCCGUCACAUGGGAAGGUGAAGUUGUACCACACUUGUUUACGACGGUCGACUCAACCUUCCACCGAGAGUCGAAGAAGCUUCUCACCAACGCUUUCAGUCCGACAUCACUUCUUGCAUAUGAACCUGCUAUAGACGAAUGUGUAAACCUAUUGUUAUAUAAGCUCGAAGGACUCGCAAGCGAGGGAAAGCCAGUAGAUAUUGGCUCAUGGAUGUCCUAUUACACGUUUGAUGUCAUGGGACAGCUGUCGUUCUCGAAGAUGUUUGGCUUCCUCGAGAAGGGCUGCGACGUGGACGGAAUCUUAGAAACUAUUGAAGCCAUCUUGGCAUAUAUCAGCCAGUGUGGGCAAAUUCCCGAAAUGCAUAAAUUUCUACUGGGAAAUCCAUUGCUCUCCGGAGGAUCCAUGAACCAGGUUGUCGAUUUUGCUUUGAAAGCUGUUAAUGAGGUAGCUGGACGAGACAUAGCAUUAAGGAAGGGCGGAAAAAUCGGUGCUUCGGAUAUCGAGAGUAAAGGCGACAUGUUGACCAAAUGGUAUGCUAUAAAUCAGAGCGGCUCCAAGUGGAUGGCUACCAAGAAUCUUGUGACACAUCUGGCCGCGAAUGUGUAUGGGGGCUCCGACACCACGUCUAUCGCACUGCGGUCUCUAUUCUAUUAUUUGGGCAAGAAUAUGGACAAGAUGCAGAAACUGGUGAAAGAGAUCGACGACGCGGCAGCUGCUGGGAAGCUCAGCCAACCAGUCACGUUCAAAGAGGCCAAUACACAUCUCCCAUAUCUAAAUGCGGUGAUCAAAGAGGCCAUGCGAGUCCACCCGUCUGCCGGUCUCAUAUACGAGCGAUUCGUUCCGGCUGGCGGCGAUACCAUUUGCGGAAGACACAUCGCUGGGGGAACUAUCGUCGGAAUCAACCCUUGGGUCACACAUUACGAUCCCGAGGUAUUCCACGACCCGGAAAGGUUUCUCCCAGAGCGGUGGCUCGACUCUACCGAAGAAGAGCUGAAGCGGAUGGAGCAGUCGUUCUUCAACUUCAGUGCGGGCUCUCGUACCUGCAUCGGGAGGCAUAUCGCGAUGAUAGAGAUGUCGAAGAUGGUGCCGGAGUUGUUACGGAGGUUCGACAUGGCUCUGACGUAUCCUGACCGCGAGUGGGAGACUAAGAAUAUAUGGCUUGUGAAGCAAACGGGGGUGAUUUGCAAUAUAACGAAGAGAUCGUGAGACAGGUAAGUAUAAUAAUUGUCGGAUCUUGUUAAGACAUUAUCUACCUACCUAAAGUUGCGUACUUUGUACGAAAAGAAAUGUAAUUCUCGAGGCCACCUUAUUUUACCCCCUAUCUGGAUGGACUGGCUCUCUAUUCGGUUACAAGCGGGAGCAGAUGUUUCCGACAGACUCCCUGUUUCAGCCAUGAGAGAAAUUCGACUUCGAACACGAGGAUAUAAGACAUUUAUACACUGUCGCGAAUAUAUUGCAUCUGCACGUGGAUAUAUGGCGUUGGGGAAAGAUCGACAGGAAAUAUACUGCCGAGGUGCCGGUUAAGACACGGCGUACGGUAUGUCUCAACUUAUCGUGUCUGAACGCGACGCACAAAUACAGAUAUCAUUACGGAAGCUUCUGCAGCAACUAAAACCAAUAACUGGGACAUUUUACCUCACGGCAUUUCGCUAGCUCUGGCAUAUUGAGGUGUAUGAUAAGACGGACUCUGUCGCCGGCCGUGGGUAUAGAAUGGGGGGUGGUAGUUUUGGUUCUAUAGUGUUAGCCUUCGUCAACUGACCAUUACGACCGAACAGCAAUAGGUAAUAGAAAGAAACAAGUACAAUGCAUAGGCACCUAGGUCUUGUUCAAUGAAGC